This is a messenger RNA of Vitis riparia (riverbank grape), 1231 nucleotides long. RefSeq names its product E3 ubiquitin-protein ligase AIP2. Gene Ontology annotation, biological process: protein ubiquitination. Lineage: Eukaryota; Viridiplantae; Streptophyta; Magnoliopsida; Vitales; Vitaceae. The record is from RefSeq and is a predicted model, not a curated record. The transcript has 5 exons. Gene Ontology annotation, cellular component: cytoplasm. Gene Ontology annotation, molecular function: ubiquitin protein ligase activity. The coding region runs from base 100 to 1053 and encodes 317 amino acids.
GGCGAUUUGUCGGUUUCCCCCUCUGCAAGAAAUUGAUCAUAUAAAGCGAGGUGAAGCCAAGAAGGCGAAGAAGAGGAAAUUGCAGACAAUUGAGAGAAAAUGGCGUCGUCGUCAGAGGAGAACUUGAAGCAACAAUUGCAGGAAUUGCAGAAACAGCUUGGGAAGAAGCAGAUGUUCGAGGAAGCUGUUUUAUCGAUUAAGUCUCUGCUUGUUGAUCACUACUCUUCUUCUUCACCUUCUCUGCGAAAAUUGUUUUAUUCAGUUGUAUGCCGGGUUGCUACUAUUUUGAGGACCAGAUACACUGCUCCCGGGUUCUGGCUUUCUGGGCUAAGGCUUUUUGAGCAGGCUGAAUCCAUGGUGACUGAUUCUUCUGAGAAGGAGAACUUGAAGAGUUGCAUUGCUGGUGCUAGGCAGCAGCUGAACCAUGUGGAGAAUCUGUCUGAAGCUUCGGAAACAACAGAAAAUAGGGCUAAUAGAGGAUACCUUUUCGAGGGGCAUCUCACUGUGGAUCCCGAGCCUCCAAGACCCCAAUGGCUGGUGCAAUCUAACAACCUCUUGACAGCUGCUGCUACACUUUCUAACUUAGAAUCAGCCAAUGGUCUUACAGAAAAUAAUAAUAUCACAUCAGAAAAUGCUGCUAGUAUACUUUUGCAGCUGAUGGAUGACCUUCAGGAUAUUGUGCCUGAGAUCCUGGACAAUGAUACUAGAGCCCCAAGAGUACCACCUGCCAGUAAAGAAGUGGUGGCGAAUCUCCCAGUUAUUACUCUUACAGAAGACGCCUUAUCAAAGCUCAGUGGUGAUGCAGAAUGUGCUAUUUGCAAGGAGAACUUCGUUGUAGAUGACAAAAUGCAAGAGUUGCCCUGCAAGCACACAUUUCACCCUCCCUGUUUAAAGCCGUGGCUGGAUAAGCACAAUUCUUGCCCAAUCUGUCGGCAUGAACUGCUCACUGAUGAUCGUGCCUAUGAGAGCUGGAAGCAGAGGGAGAAGGAGGCCGAAGAAGAGAGGAAAGGGGCUGCAAAUGCAGUUCGCGGGGGUGAAUACAUGUAUGUUUAGUUACUUGUUUCAGUUUCUGUUGUACUGAUAGUGAUCCCUUUGUCAAAUGUUGUCUUUCUGGGCUUUCUUUGUAGCAUGUUUUCCGUGAAAACUCUCAAUUCCAUAGUUAUAACUAUACCAUCUGCAUUGGAUCUUGAAGACUGCUGAAAAUUUAAGAAAAAGAUUGGUGGUUAUUUCA